UACAAUAAUUAGUACGAGCACUUGUUCAAGUAUGCGUUAUAAAUUGUAGAACAUCCAAGAAGUAAACCACAGUGAAAUAAUCUGUAGAUUUGAAAACAACAUCUUUGUGACGAACAAAAAAAACUGGAUCCAACAUGAGCUCACACAUCAAUAACCCUUUUGCGGAAUUUAGCAAACGAGAAGGCACGACCGACAAAGGUAAAGACUACGAACAUCUUUACGUAGCAUAUGUACUUUUGAAUUUAGUUAUGGAUGAAAGUGUAGAAUAUUUUUACGUAUCAUCCAAUGACGAAAAUUAUGGAGUUUUUGAUGACGUAGUGAUUCACGUAAAAUACGUCGGCAAAGAAGCUCAAACGUUGGCAGUGCAACUGAAACAUUCGAACGAGAAAAAAAAUAAAAAAAACGCCAUAAACGUUGCAGAUUUGUCUAGUCCUAACCGGAAAGACUUUAACAUGUAUAAAUAUCGUGAAAACUACAUCGAGACCGCUAAAAAAAUCGGUCAUUUUAAGGCGAUUUUAUUGACUACCCGUUCUUUAAAUGUAAACGUAAAACAGCUGGACAUCGACAAAGAAACAGUAACUGUUCAAGCUGAAAUGAAGCAAGACGACUUUAUAAAUAAAUUGCUAAAUACUUCAGCUCAAUCAAACAAUUAUUCGUACGUCUGUACACCGACAAAUCCAUCCUCCGACUUCUUCAAAAACUUUCAUUUAUACACUAACCAAGCCAACGUUAGUGCUCUUGAAGCGAUAACACUAAAAUUGUUUCAAGACAGUUUUGACGCCCAAGAAUCUGCGUUUAACGAGUUUAAGAACGUGAUAAUUAGAUGGAGUAUGAUUGAGGGGCCCAAAAACACGUUAGACAAGACAUUUGUGAAACAUAUUGCCCUUACUGUUUUGUCGCCUUAUAUGAAGACAAUGCCAUUGUCCGACAAUAAUUCAGUUAACAAUAAUGGACAAGCAUUUAAAGAGGCCGUUUCCGGGUUUAAAAUAACAAUAGUAAGCCAAGAUUGUGGUAAAAAAGUUGCAGAUCUCUGGACUAAACCUGCAAAAGAUAAACUUAACGACAAAGGAUUUAAAUAUCUGAGUACUCUUGUGAGCCCUUUAGAUGACACAGCAGAAAUCAAUGAUGCACACAAAAACAAAAUCUUCUGGCUUAUGGGUAAAUCUCCUUUACUUGUAGACGAAUGCGCAGAAGUUUAUAAAGUGGCAAGUUUAUUGGAAAUCAAGAAUAUUGUGGUUUUGCGUUCUGCAAGAACAGAAGAUUCAAAAAGGGCUAUGCCGAAGGGUGUCCUGCUUGAAAAACUGUCUGACUUAGCAGAGAAAACAACACUAUAUAAUAGAAUUUUGGACACGUUUACGUACUCACUAGAAGGUCAAGCAGAGACUACUUUAAGGAAAUUGGUAAAUGUCGAUAGCGAGAUAACCGACUUGAUUACUACAGACAGACUCGUCGAAAUGAUCAAUGGUCCGACACAAAUUGGGAAAGAAGCAGAUGAAUUACCAUCUUGCCACAUUUCCAGGACUUUAGCGAAAGUUACCGUCAGCACUGCCUUUCUACAAAACGUUGAAGACAAUUUAAUUAUAAUUCACGACGUAAAGGACAAGGAAAAAUUUAUCAAAAAACUGAAAAAUGUUAACAAAGGCGACAAUGGAGAAAUAACUUUUGGUAACAAUACUUCCAAGACUAAUGUAAUGGAUAUCGUGGACUCAGAACCGGACUACGAGGAGUUUGAGAAAUAUGCUCGUACCACAACCAAAGCGAACUGUCAUCAGUUUAGAUAUCUCGAAAUUGAUCAAAAUGAAUCAUGUUUGGAGUGGAUAAGAAGUCAAAAACAUGUGAGUGAACUCUCCAGUUUCAGAGUAGAUCAUCUGUAUGAAUAUUCUAAACAUGAAUCAAAAUUAUUUGGUAAAAUCGAAAACGAUAUAAACGUGGUGUGUGCUAACGCAGGAAUGGGUAAAAGCACACUGGCAACAAGCUUAAAAAUCGGCAGUUGUUCGUCAGUAUUGACCCUUAUAAUAAAUGCCAGACAACAUGCUCCCCGCUAUUCAAAAAUGGAAGAAAAUAUCGAACAGUUUCUAAUGGCCACGGUGUCCGGUUCGUACAAGGAUUCGUCGGAAGAAAAGAUUUUCCGAAAAUUUAUCCAGAAGAAGAAGAUGCGCAUCAUUUGGGAUGGCCUAGACGAAGUAUCGGAUGCAAAUUUCGCAGCAAUUUUGAAAGUUAUAGAAAAAAUCGCUAAGAGUGGGUUCAAACAGUGGCUUACGUCCAGGAAAAACCUGAAAGAUGAACUAGAAGAAAAACUGAAAACGUUCUCCAUCGAAAUAGAAGCGUUCAACGAAGAACAACAGCGGGAAUAUAUACAGGAGAGGUUGAGUUUUUCGGACGAAGAAGCGGCAAUAGCAUUCGAACAAGUUAAACUUUGUGUACCUUUUUUAGACAACAACCUGUUAGGAGUUCCCUUGCAGAUAUUCCUUCUGACGGAGUUCCUGCUUUCGAAACCAGACGUAAAGUCGUUUCUUAAUCAAAACAAUGAAAUAAUCACGAUCGUAAAGUUAUACGAUACUUUUGUUGACCAAAAGUAUAAAAUCUAUUAUACUGAAAAACGUAAUAUAGAUUUAGACAUAGACGAAAAUAGGAAAAUAUACGGCACUGAAAAGCAGUCUAGAAUUGAUAGUUACGCAAAAGCAGCAUUUGAUUUCUACAUCGAUCAAAAACCUGAAAACGUUUGUAGUAUAAUUUUCUGCUCUUCUCGCAGUAAAGAUACUCAAUUUUUAGAGCAGAUUAAGAACGAUAGGGAUCCUGUAGGUCUGAUAAAUAAGGUGAACAGUGAUCUUGAACCGGAAUUUAUUCACAACUCAUACGGUGAAUAUUUUGCAGCCGUCUAUCUCUAUAAGAAUGACCCUAGAAGAAGUCGUGAUCAGAAUUUUAUUUGCAAAGAGAAAUACAAUAAUAUCAGGCUUUUCCUAGAUUUGUUGUUAUUCGAGAAAAAAGGUAGUUGUUUAGCAAUACUUUAUAAAAGUUAUAAACUUUUGCCACAGUGUGGUUCUACGACCGCUCAAAAUCUUUCUGAAGAAUUACGGUUGUCGUGUGCUUGGAGCAAAAAAUAUCCACUUUUAAAGUCAUUGAGUAUUUCACAAGACAACAUUACCGAAUCAACAGAUACCGGAGAUACCUUAAAUUACCAAAAGAUUCUAAACCGUUUCAAAACUAUCCAAGGUUCAUUGCACAUUUGUGUAAAAAACUUAAUGCUUCUAUUACCCUUUCUGAUACCAAUGUAUAAUAGUAGCGGGCAUUCUUUUUACAAAGAACACUUGGUUACAAUUCUGUUUUAUGUAAUAAAAUUCGAUUACGCGUUCAUCUUUGCUUGCAAUGAAAAUAUCGAUUGGUUAAAAAAUAUUCAUAAAAGUAUCGAUUCAAAAGCUCUCGUAUCCUUAAUAAUAAAAUACCGUUCGUUUAAUUGUUUGGAACAACUUGUGAAAAAGAAGAAAUACGCAGAUGCACUAUUAAGUAACGUGAUUUCACAUAAAAAAAAAACGAACAAGGAAGACUUAAAAGCCCAUUACUAUUUGUUUUCGCGUCUAAAUAAUGCUGCGGAAUCUGUUGGGUCUGUACAUGCGAUAUUUAAAGACAAAACACCCGAGGAGAUUCAGAAUUUGCUUGACGUUAUCAAAGUAGACGGUAAAGAUGCUCUUGGUCGAAUGCCAGUGCAUUACGCGUGCGAAGUGGGAGAUAUUAGAAGACUUAGGGCGUUGGUUUCUAAAAGUGCAGAUCUAAAUGCUUCAGAUAAUGAAAAAAAGAGACCUAUCCACUAUGCUUGUCAAAUUGAUAAUUAUAAUAUUAUUAAGCUGCUGGUUGAAAAAAAAGUUAAAUUAAAUGUUCAAGACUCUCUAGGUCGUACGCCUCUACAUUAUACUUGUAAUACAGGAAAUUUUAAAAUUGCUGAAUUUUUAGUAAACCAAGGUCCGGAUGUCAAUGUUCGGGAUAAUGAAGGCAAAACACCAUUACACAUUGCGUGUCAGAAAGGGCAUAGGUAUAUUGUAGAAUUACUGUUAAGUAAAAAAAGUGACAGAGAUAUUGUAGAUGCUAAUGGCAAGAAACCAUUAGACUGUGUGCCCCAUCUUGACAAUCCCUAUAUUUCGGCUAUAAAAAAAAUGUUAAGUGAAUAAGUUUUGUGGUGUUUAGUUUUUUCAAAUUACAUGAACAUAUACAUAUUCCUUACCAGAUAGUUUCUUUAUUUUUAUGUAUUUGUUUACAGCUGUA
Messenger RNA from Zophobas morio, 4257 nucleotides. RefSeq lists its product as uncharacterized. The record is from RefSeq and is a predicted model, not a curated record. The coding region runs from base 135 to 4163 and encodes 1342 amino acids. Gene Ontology annotation, cellular component: nucleus; ciliary inversin compartment. The transcript has 3 exons. Gene Ontology annotation, biological process: regulation of gene expression; protein localization to ciliary inversin compartment. Lineage: Eukaryota; Metazoa; Arthropoda; Insecta; Coleoptera; Tenebrionidae. Gene Ontology annotation, molecular function: protein binding.